Messenger RNA from Salvelinus sp. IW2-2015, 4344 nucleotides. The record is from RefSeq and is a predicted model, not a curated record. Lineage: Eukaryota; Metazoa; Chordata; Actinopteri; Salmoniformes; Salmonidae.
AUGAACGAAGCCAAGGGGGCUCAGGGCUGUCUAGGGGUGCAGGGUCACUCCCUGUCCCUGUCCGAGUCCUGCGAGGAUGGCGCCCAGAAGUGGAAGUGGGUGACCCGGGGCCGGCUCUUCAACCUAGGCUCCUCUCUGUGCCUGGGCAUGACAACAGGCAACUACAGCUCCAGGGAGGACGUCUCACCGAUGGGYGUCUACCCCUGUGACAGAGAGCCUCCCGGGAUCCGCUGGACCUGGUACUGUGCCCAGGUGUUGGACAACCUCAACAUGUACCUGCCGUCACCCUCGCACCCUGUUAACCCCUCCGCUAACUCCUCAGUGGUGGCCUCGGAUGUCAAGCCCCCACAGGAGGAGCUCAAGUGGAGGCUCUUUGGGGACGAUCAGGAUCUUUGUUCUAGGACCUAUCGUGAGAUCUAUACUAUCCAGGGGAACUCUCACGGUCAGCCCUGCUACCUGCCCUUCAUGUACGAUGGCCAGUGGUUCCACAACUGCACCAGUAUUGGCAGAGAGGACGGUCACCUGUGGUGUGCCACCACCUUCGACUAUGGCAAGGACGAACGCUGGGGCUUCUGUCCUGUUAAGAGCAAUGACUGUGAGACGUUCUGGGACACAGACCCCCUGACAGACAGCUGCUACCAGUUCAACUUCCAGGCCACCUUGUCAUGGAGCGAGGCUCGCAUCAGCUGCCAACAGCAGGGGGCAGACCUGCUCAGUAUCACCAAGCUGCAUGAGCAGACCUACAUCAACGGUUUGCUGACUGGUUACAGUGCUGCUCUGUGGAUCGGUCUGAAUGACCUGGACAUCACCGGAGGCUGGCAGUGGGGUGACUCCUCCCCGCUCAAAUACCUCAACUGGGAGAACGACCAGCCGAGCCAUGUGGAGGAGGUGAACUGUGCGGUGAUCAGGACAGAGUCGUCUGGCCGCUGGCAGAACAGAGACUGCUCUGUAGCCCUUCCCUACGUCUGUAAGAAGAGGCCCAAUGCCACCCUGGACCCCUUCACCACCGACUCGUGGGCGGAUGAUGAGAAGUACGAGUGUGAYGUGGGCUGGCAGGCGUUCCAGGCAGGCUGCUACAGACUGACGUCAGAGAAGGUGGACUGGGACGCUGCUCAGAAAACCUGUCAGAAAAUGGAGGCCAACCUGGUCAGCCUCCACACCCUGCCUGAACUAGAGUUCAUCAUCAACAACAUCAAGCGAGGUACACAGAUAAUACAGCACGUCAUGGAAAGGUACCUCAACCUGAAGACAGAUGUGGAGGAGCUGUGGAUUGGUCUCCAUGACACGGCUAUGCAGAUGGACUUCCAGUGGACAGACCACACGCCCGUCAUCUUCACUUACUGGCACCCCUUUGAGCCCAACAACUUCCAAAACACCCCCGAGGACUGUGUCACCAUCUGGGGACCCGAAGGCCGCUGGAAUGACAGUCCCUGUAACCAGACCUUGCCAUCCAUCUGUAAGAAAGCAGCCCAGAAGACUGACGGACAGGCACAGAACCACGGGUGCAAACCAGGCUGGAGAUGGCACAGUCCGGCCUGCUACUGGGUCGGAGAGGAGCAGGUGGCCUUCGAGGAGGGCAGGAAGGCCUGCGCUGGCAGCGGAGCUACCCUCAUCACCAUCACCAAUAGGUUUGAGCAGGCAUUUGUCAACAGUCUGGUGUUUGGCCGUUCUGGGGAUUCAUUCUGGAUAGCACUGCUUGACCAGAACAGCCCCGGAAAAUUCCACUGGCUCAGUGGGGAUGAAGUGGCCUAUACCAACUGGAACAGAGACCAGCCAGGAGGAAACAUCAAAGGGGGCUGUGUAACCAUGGAGACGGGCUCUGCCACAGGCCUAUGGGAGGUGAAGGACUGUGCGUCGGCCCGGGCUAAGUUCAUCUGUAGACUGAACCAGGACACGUCCCUCAGCCCUGAGCCCCCAGCCCCGCACCCCACCCCCAGCCUCACUGGAUCCUGCCCCAGCGGGUGGAAGACAAACGGCAAGCUGCACCACUGCUACAAGUAUCCCUACCCUUUACCGAUCGCGGUGUUUGACUCGGCCCAGAUGGAGCAGAAGCUGAGCUGGCUUCAGGCCCACCUAGCCUGUCAGAGACACCAUGGAGCCAACCUGCUGAGUGUCAGUGGCCCAGAGGAGGAGCACUUCAUACUGCAGAUACUACACGAAGCCUUUGGGGAGUCAGAGGACCAUGAGCAGCACUGGUUCUGGAUCGGGCUGAACCGCAGGAACCCCAUGGACAACGGAAAAAUUGAUAAGGAUCCAAACCCCACUGAAGCCCCCACUGCCAGUGAGUGGGUGGGCUUCCAGGAGGCAGAGUAUAAGUUCUUUGACCACCGGUCUACGUGGGACCAAGCCCAGAGGAUCUGCUCCUGGUUCGAUGCUUCUCUGGCUUCCAUCCACUCUUCUGCGGAGGAGGUUUUCCUUGCCAACACACUGCACAAGAUGACCAAAGUAGAGGGGGACCACUGGUGGGUGGGGCUUCAUACGUAUGAGAACGAUGGCCGUUUCCACUGGUCAGACCACUCUGUGCUCAACUAUGUGUCCUGGGCUUUCGGCAGGCCACACCCACUCAGCCGCGACCGCAAGUGUGUCCACAUGUCAGUCAGCAAAGCGGAGUGGGCAGAUCAGAAAUGCCACUCAGACCUGCCCUACGUCUGUAAGAGAGUGAAUGUCACAGGCACCAUCCCACCCACACCCUCCACCCCGCUGCCCCCUGCGGGCUGCCCCAAUGGCUGGGCMCCCUUCCUGCACAAGUGUUAUAAGGUGUUUGGUCAUGAGGAGAGCCAGAGGGCCAAAUGGUCAGGAGCCAGGCUCAUGUGUGAGUUUCAAGGAGGAGCCUUGGCUGUGGUGCCCAAUCACUGUUAUAAGGUGUUUGGUCAUGAGGAGAGCCAGAGGGCCAAAUGGUCAGGAGCCAGGCUCAUGUGUGAGUUUCAAGGAGGAGCCUUGGCUGUGGUGCCCAAUCACGUGGAGCAAGCCUUUGUCACCACUCUGCUGUCCAAUGUGAGUUUUGACCUGUGGGUGGGGUUGACGUCUAACUCUAAAGGCCACUUCCAGUGGGCUCGUCCUGGACUCCUCAGCUACACCAACUGGGCCUCUGGAGAACCCCUGGACAACAGUGGACCACUCCACAACAAGACUCCGGGGAACUGUGUGGUGAUGAUCCAUGGGAACCCAACAAAAAAUACGGGCAUGUGGGCAUCCCGGGMCUGUGAGAUGGAGAACCAUGGCUACAUCUGCCAGAAGAAACAAGACCCAGCUCUGCCCCCUGGCGCUGCCCUCCUGCCCCCCUCCCUGUCCGGAGCCCUGRACCUGGGUGGGGUGUCGUACCGCAUAGUGAAGAAGCGCCUGGACUGGAUGGGGGCGCUGCAUGUGUGCGAGUCUCUGAACGGGACGUUGGCUUCAGUGAGAGACCCCUACCAACAGGCUUACCUCACCCUGCUGAUGAACAGCCUACACCUCCCAGCAUGGAUCGGCCUUUACAACUAUGGGGGACGGAGCUUCAGCUGGUUGGGCGAGGAGGACCUGAUUUACACUGCCUGGCGGGAUGGGGAGCCUAAUACACUGUCUGGAUGUGGUCACAUGACCACGGUAGGGGAGUGGACUAUGACCCCCUGUGACGCUAAACUGGAUGCUGCCAUCUGUCAGAUUAAUACAGAGGAGGCUGUGGUGCACAAGUGGAGUUUCCCAGGACAGUGCCCUCACUCUCUGGGCGACUGGGCCUGGUUGCCUUUCAGGAACCACUGCUACUCCUUCAACCUGCAGAACCUCCGGCUGCAGACCGACGCCCACUCCUCCUGCAGGAAGGUGGGUGGCCAGCUGCUGUCGGUCCUGGAUGAAACAGAGAAUGGCUUUGUGUGGGAGCACAUCCAGGGCUACCAGGAGCAGGCCCACGGAGCCUGGCUGGGUAUGACCUUUAACUCCAAAGGGGGCAGUCUGAUGUGGUCUGAGAGUGCAGAGGUGAAGUUCACUAACUGGGAGGUGCAGGGCACCAACCUGAGCAUGCUGUUUCCCAACACCUGCUUCUGGAUCCAGAGCAACACAGGCCUUUGGAAACCAGGCACCUGCAAGAACCGCACACACGGAGUCAUCUGCAAACGGCCACGCAGUGCUGAGGCUUUGGCGGUAGUCUCUGAAGAGGACCACCUGCCCACUCUGAUUGUGAUCAUGGUGACGGGUCUGGUGUUGGUGAUCCUCAUUGCGGGCGUGAUCUACCUGUACCGCCGGCACCAGGCAGGCUCCCGGGGAUCUUACGAGGGGGCGCGCUACAGCCGCACCAAGUCCAACCCCUCCGAACAGGCCGAGAAGAACAUCCUGGUGUCUGACAUGGAGCUCAACGAGCAGCCGGAGUAG